This is a messenger RNA of Anas platyrhynchos (mallard), 2362 nucleotides long. It is a transcript of the gene RNF223, whose product is annotated as ring finger protein 223. Gene Ontology annotation, molecular function: ubiquitin protein ligase activity. The record is from RefSeq and is a predicted model, not a curated record. Gene Ontology annotation, biological process: protein ubiquitination. NCBI's taxonomy places the organism in Eukaryota, Metazoa, Chordata, Aves, Anseriformes, Anatidae.
GGCCCGGAGUGGAAGUGCCCUGGCAGCCAAUGACGGGUUCGGGGUAAUUGGGAAAGGCAGGUGGAGCAGGUAAGUCACCCCUAGGCAGGAAGGUAUAAAAGAUACUCGGAUCGCAGCGGCGCGGCCACUCGGGCGCAGGGAGCUGGGUAGGGCGCUGCUCUCGCCCGACCUGCCCCGCUGGGAGAGAAAUCAGAAAGCUGCCGGGAGCUGAAAUGCCAGAAGAAGGCUUGAAAAUAAAAAGCCUCCGAGCCUAAGCCUAUCCUCUGGAAAGAAGACUCUUCAGGGGUAGAAAGCAAGAGCCCCGAACAUGGUUUGCUCCUUCUAACUGCCCUCUGACCAGGCCUUGCUCAUGCUGCCACCAUAAUAUCUGAGUGCCUCCCAGCCUAGUGGACUGCUAUCGUGAGGUCCCUGCUCGACCUCAUGGAGUCCUCUGCUCUCCUCCCUGCCCAGGUGUCGGGGAGCACCGGCUGGGAGUCUCCCAGGGCUCUCGUUAUCUCCCCGGGCACCGUCAUGUCGUGUUUCACCCAGCUGUGGCACUCCAGCACCCCGGACUCGCCCACCAGCCCCAUCCCCGCCUCUCCAAAUGAAGCCCCCAUCCCCAUCAGCCCCAUCGUUAUCACCUCCCCAGGGGACAGCAAGAGGAAAGCCAGGUCCCCCACCGACAAGCCAGGCUCUCCAAACCCAACCUCCCCGAAGCCGACCUCCCCCGUCGAAUGUUCCAUUUGCUUCAACACCUACGACAACACCUUCAAGACGCCCAAACUGCUCCAAUGCUCCCACGUUUUCUGCCUGGAGUGCGUGGCCCGCCUGAGCAAAGGGCUGCCCCCAAACCACCCCGAGGACCAGCUCCCCUGCCCCUUCUGCCGCCAGCUGACCAGCAUCCCCCUGGAAGGCGUCCCGGCUCUCGAGACCAGCAAGGAGCUCCUCGCCACGCUGCCCCCUGAGCUGCAGCAGGAGAAGGUGCUGUGGAUGGAGGGGACCAAGCUCUGCUGCCGCCGGUCCUCCGACGACCCCGAGAACCCCGACUCGUGCAUCUCCAUCGAUGUCGCCAUGAGCAAACCCGAAAGCCCGGAGGCUCCCCCGACGGGGCUGGCGGGGAGGCUGUCCCGCUGCGACAUGUGCGACGACUGGAAGCGCAUCGUCCUCCUCUCGGCCCUCAUCAUCAUCCUCUUCUGCAUCAUCCUGUGGCCGGUGCAGUGCGCCCUGAAGACGGGGAACCUCCGCUGCUUCACCAGGACUGUGGCGAUGAGCAGGCCGGAAUACCUCCCCCCGAAACACACCACGGCAGCCCCAGCCGUCACGCAGAUCCCUUUCCAGUAGCAGCCCAGCGAGGAGGCACUUUGGGGAGGCAGGAGCAGGGCUCGCUGCCUGGCAGCAUCCCUCGCCGUGCCUGCACACCCCGAGGUCUCCACACUCGUUCCGUGGCUGCGCUUGGGUGCAGGCACCCUCUUUCCAAGAGCUCUGCUGAAACCCGUGCCUGCCAAGCUGUCUCUGGCCCAGAAACGCUCUCAGGAGCUGUCAGCAUCCCUCUGCCAACUCUCCAUGGGAACCAGAGCCUCGAAAGCUGUUGCAAAGGUGCGGUGGGCGACGGAUUCACUUCUAGGACUGCUCACCCGGAGAGGCGCAGGGGCCUUGGCUGGAUACCAGAUGACAGUGGGUGUAGUUCCUUCCACCUCCCUUGGGGAAUAAAGGGCUGUUUCUUUUUGCAAACCGAAGGAUCUACAUGCUUAUUCCUGCGAGGAGCUGGGUUUGGGAGAGUAAAGACAUGUCAGAGUUGCACAAGCAGGUGAGGAGUAGCCUUAUCCCACAGCCUUGAAACAUUUCAGUUGUGCGUUGGGUGCUGGAGGUGUUAAAUGCUGCCUCCUGCUGACAAAACCCAUCCAUCCCCGCCGCUCACCGGAGCUGUUACCACCGGGACGAGCUAAGGCACUGCUGAAAUUGUGAACAGAAGAGAGUAGCAUUUAUUUAUUUUUUUUCCUCCCAGAAGGUGCUUAAAAAUCACUCAUCCCUUACCUGGAAGGAUGAGCGCGCCCAGGGUGAGCUCUGGUAGGCACACCAGCACGAUGCUGCCCCUCGGUGAGCUUCAUUCACGCCUCUCCCAGGCAAAUCCUCGCCAAAACGACAGAAGCUCCAGCUUCUGACAGCUUUACCCUCCUAAUCUCAAAAGGUGUCAGUAUUAAGACACGGGCCAGUUGCUUACACGAUAUUUUUAUUUAAAGCAGUGAUUUUCCGACAGUGAUUAACAAAGGUCUUCGUGAAGAAGGCGGCUUACAAUUAAAUCUUGUUUAUUCAAACACAUGGAUGUAAGACAGGAUUGUUUGCAAGUACCAUACGUAUAUGUAUUAAAUUAUGUUUUCUACGA